AUAUCGACACCAGAAGGUAGUCAUUAGCAGAACAGGGGAAAUGGCCCUAAGGGCAGGUCCAGCCAGAGUGAGGUAAAUUUCAGAUGGCUUUGCUAGGCUACUCAGGCUUUCUCUGUCUGUCUCCGUCCCUCAGUACAGAACAUAGCUUGACAAAGUUCUUGUGUUUGAAGCCAGACGCAGUUCACAUUAUAGUGCCUAAUUAUUGCAGAACUGGUAAAUAAUUUUUCCCCUGUGGGUGUAUUUGCCAGUACCUUUGUUUGCAUGUGGCUUAUAGUCAGAGCUCUCAGAGGGUAAAACGGGGAGGGGGGGAGAGAAAAGAAAUAUCUCAUCGGUUGUAUUCUCCUUUAUAGUUCCAGCAGUAAACUGGGAUUAAUCAAGUGCAGUUAGCUCAAAACUUGAGAGAGGAGGAGGGAAAGGGCGAGGACAAUAUUUGCAUGUAUCCGAGAAGGAACAGUUCCAGAACACUCCCGACUGGGGAGCUUUGAAAGGUACAUUUCUCCAGGGAGUUUUGACCAAUUCAGCUUCAGGAGUUACAAGGCUGCUGCCAGCGUAAGAGGAGCCUUCUCUGUACACUGGGUCAGUGAUGUGCAGCUUGUUUUGUUUUUUAUAUUUUCUCCUGGAGCCAAAGGAGUUUUCCUCUCCAGUAGCUGCAGCCUUGUGUUUUGAGGAUGCCUUUGCUGAAUAGGUUUUUCAACGUGUCGGACAUGGGUAGGCGGUGGGGGACUGAGGGAGAUCUGAUGCCCUUGUCCACGGGCAGCCUGCCCUUUCGUCAGCAGGGGAUCCUAGGUUGGGAGUUGCCUGAGAUGUUCAGAAUGGUAAAGCUCAUUUGGAAAUCAAAAAGUGAGCUUCGGGGGACAAAGCAGAGAAGCGUUCUGGACAGCAGCGAUGGUCCAAAUAUUUUGCCAGGAGAUGCACGGCUGAGAGGUCAGACAGGGGUUCUCUCUGAGCGACGUGGUUCCUACCCAUUCAUAGACUUCCGCCUUCUCAACAAUACCAUUUACUCAGGGGAAAUUGGAACAAAGAAAAAGGUAAAAAGACUGUUGAGCUUCCAGAGAUACUUCCAUGCAUCCAGGCUACUGCGUGGAAUCGUACCACAGGCUUCGCUGUACUUGCUGGAUGAAGGCUACCUUGGGCAAGCAAGGUAUAUGCUAUCCAAAGUGGGAAUGUGGGAUUUUGACAUUUUCCUGUUUGACCGCUUGACAAAUGGAAACAGCCUUGUAACCUUGCUGUGCCACCUCUUCAAUGUACAUGGGCUUAUCCACCAUUUUCAGUUAGACAUGGUUACAUUGCACAGAUUCUUAGUUAUGGUGCAAGAAGAUUACCAUAGUCAAAACCCAUACCACAAUGCUGUUCAUGCUGCUGAUGUCACCCAAGCUAUGCACUGCUACCUAAAGGAGCCCAAGCUUGCCAACUUCCUCACACCUCUGGACAUCAUGCUUGGACUACUAGCUGCUGCAGCACAUGAUGUAGAUCAUCCAGGAGUAAACCAACCAUUUUUGAUAAAAACCAAACACCAUCUUGCCAGUUUAUACCAGAAUGUCUCUGUAUUAGAAAAUCAUCACUGGAGAUCUACAAUAGGCAUGCUUCGAGAGUCAAGGCUGCUUGCACAUCUGCCAACAGAAGAGAGGCAUGAUAUUGAACAGCAGCUGGGCUCCCUGAUCUUGGCAACAGACAUCAACAGGCAGAACGAAUUUCUGAUCCGGUUGAAAGCUCAUCUCAAAAAUCAGGAUUUGAAAAUGGAGGAUGCUCCCGAUAGGCAUUUUAUGCUUCAGAUUGCGCUAAAGUGUGCAGACAUCUGCAAUCCUUGCCGGCUCUGGGAGAUGAGCAAACAGUGGAGUGAACGGGUUUGUGAGGAAUUCUACAGGCAAGGUGACCUGGAGAAGAAAUUUGACUUGGAAGUAAGCCCUCUUUGUAAUCAGCAGAAAGACACAAUACCUAGUAUACAAAUUGGCUUCAUGACCUACAUUGUAGAGCCACUCUUUGAAGAAUGGGCCAACUUUACUGGGAACACACCCUUAUCUGAAAACAUGCUGAACCAUCUGAGGAGGAACAAGACCAAGUGGAGAAGUCUGCUUCAUAAGCAAUACAGCAGCAGCAGGAGCACUGACCACACAGUCCCAAUGACUGAAAAUGAAGAACAGACUUUAAAUGAAGGAGAAGCCCCAUAGUGCUGGCUUAGCACUCUGCUGCAGUGCUACUACCUUUCACAACAGUGAACAAAACCCUAAGGGGUCUGUUGGGCCAUGGUCAACAAUGCAGGAAGCGAAGAAAUCAGGGAGGAAAGCCAAAGCGACAGAUAUCCUCCACAACUAAACUUACACCACUUCGGGGUUUGGCCCUAAAGUUCAGCCAAAUCCCACUUCCUCAUCUUACUAUCUGAAGCCAUUCAUCACUUCUGAUCACAAACUGCUUGAAUGAGAAGCUUUUCAGUAGUGCUGAAGCUGGGGCAGUAGGCAGGUACCAACAAAUAAGAGGAUUAGAGGAUACAGGCAAGACCAAUGCAUUCUUGGUUAUCUAUUGCAUUCACUUUGGGUCAUGCUGUGACGUGUAUUUGUGAAUGACGGCUUAGAGCAAUGUACAGUCUUCAGUCUGGCAGCUGGGCUGCACAUUAAAACCCACCACCAGCACCGUCAGAAGGACAUCUGGCCAUGCAAGAGAAAAGCGUCUCAUUUUAAACAAUUAAAGCCUUUUUAAUUUUUGUAUUUGGUGCACUGGACAAGGAAUCUAAGAACCUUGAUGUAAGGUUAUUCUGUGUACACAAAGCUUUUUCAUGGUGGUGCCCCAUUUCGUUAACCAUUUUAUGCCACUUUAGGUAAAAGACUGGCAUUCUUCUCACUGCAAGAACAGUAUUUCCUAUCAAAUCCAAAAGGGAAGAGUUGUACAGUUUAAAUGUUUCCAGAUGUCUCUUUUGAUGACUGUAUCUGUGACCUGUUUAUAUUCGCACAUGUGUGUCUCCUGUACAUAUAAGGCGCUACUGAUCCCAUACCGAAAUAACAAAGUAUUAUGGGAAAGCUACCUAUAUAAACAAUGGCACUGUGAACAAAAUACUGUUAGUUUUAGUAUUGGAAGCAUUUGUAAAGAUGUUAGACUAUUAAUACACUUUUGUUUGCAGAUAAAGGCCUUAACCUCUAA
Molecule: messenger RNA, 3132 nt
Organism: Podarcis raffonei (Aeolian wall lizard)
Lineage: Eukaryota; Metazoa; Chordata; Lepidosauria; Squamata; Lacertidae
Gene: PDE7B
Product: phosphodiesterase 7B
Exons: 12
Coding region: 669-2168 (499 amino acids)
Molecular function (GO): 3',5'-cyclic-AMP phosphodiesterase activity
Source: RefSeq, a predicted model, not a curated record